Monopterus albus (swamp eel) is the source of this 1271-nucleotide messenger RNA. RefSeq names its product promethin. Lineage: Eukaryota; Metazoa; Chordata; Actinopteri; Synbranchiformes; Synbranchidae. The transcript is spliced from 5 exons. The record is from RefSeq and is a predicted model, not a curated record. The coding region runs from base 172 to 639 and encodes 155 amino acids.
AGGAAGAAGGCGGAGGCAGAAGAAGAAGAAGGUGUGCUUUUUAAAAGGGUGUGUUGCUGCUGUUGGAGUGUUUGAGGCCACUUACAGGACACAGUUUCAUAUGUUGGGAGCUACCUUUUGUUGAGACACAAACCAGGUUUACUGGGUUGUUCAGGUCACAAGUGUGUGAAGAUGCAGCACAGCAGCAGCAGCAGUCAAACUGACUUUCAGCAGCUGUGGCAAAGCGGGACCACCCUGUUGAACCGCUUUUAUAGUGACCCCAGGGUGGCACGGGUGAUGAAUACACCAGUGGGGCAGUACCUCAGCAGCCACCCUUUCCUCGGUCUAGCACUGAUGCUGUUCAGCACCAUGGCUGCACUGCCUGUUGGACUUUUCCUGGUGUUCGCUCUUGUGACUGCUGUUAUGUCGGCAGUAGGCUUUGUUUUCUUUGAGUUGUUCCUGUUGUCUGUAGGAGGGCUGACUCUGCUGUGUGUGCUCUCUGGUCUCGCACUCUUCUCCACAUUGGUUUCAUUCAUCAUUAACGCCUUUUAUUUCAUCAUCUUCACCAUCCUCAGCUAUUACCCACAAAUGACAAAGUUAGGUAAAGUCCAGGGGAAGGAAAGUGAGUGUGAAACUUCAAACCUGAAGGAGAUACAGUAGCCUGAUUCUACUACUACUUCUCUCUCGGUUGUCAACUUUCAUCUUGGGGUAGAGAGGGGCCUUAAAUCAGCACUACUUAGGUUUGAUAGCUGGGUUUCAUAGAUACAAACUGUUGAAUGUAGGGUGGCUUGAAUCUGGGAUCUGUAAAGCCACAAUGACUCCCUGAUGGUUACUCAGUGUCUAAAGCCUGAAUUGUAUUAUGAAAUAUUUUUCCUAAUUUGCUUGUCAUAAUCUUUUUAUAUAGAGUGCAAUAGAUAUAUAAUGUCUACAAAAGCCAAAGGCAUGAUUUAACUAAUAUUCCCAACUGCCUCAUUAGCCAAACACAGCAGACCUAUUAUUACUCUAAUCUGUACAGCUCAUUUCAAGCACUAGAGAAAAGAGGACAAAUGUUGACUCGCGGCUGAAGAGCGUGCUUUAUCCGAAAUUAGCCACACGCUACUCAAUUAUUAUGACUUACGGCCUGAAGAUGCUUUUAUAUUUGAUAUUUGAUGUGCGUGCCCCUUAGGCAAUGAAAAUGUGUUACAGAUAAACUGUUACAUGUUUAUUUUUAUUGCUACUGGAAAAGAGCACAGUGUUGAACGGUUGCAAUAUAUCUGUGAAUAAAAGCACAUUAGAAUUAACAUCUUUGUUUU